AUGAGCGCAGACCCGGCAUUAGGACCCCAGAAACGGUCCGCUCUCGUCCUCUAUGCCUCGGAAACAGGCAAUGCGCAAGAUGUGGCCGAGGAGCUGGGCGAUCUCGCCGAACGGCUGCAUUUUGUGACCCAGGUUUCUGAGAUGAACAAUUUUAAGCCGGAAACCCUCGCAUCGCAUACGUUUACGAUCUUCGUCGCGUCGACUACAGGGCAGGGUGAUAUUCCGGGGAAUGGAGGGGGUUUUUGGAAGUCGUUGCUGUUCAAGCGGCUUACCUCGACGUUCCUUGAAGGGGUGAAUUUCGCGUCGUUUGGGCUGGGGGAUAGUUCGUAUCCGAAGUUCAAUUGGGCUUCGCGCAAGUUGCAUAAGCGGUUGAUUCAACUCGGGGCAAACGAGAUAUAUCCAUGCGGAGAGGCUGAUCAGCGACAUCCUGAAGGACUCGAAGGCACAUUUAUCCCGUGGGUGUUGAGUUUCCGCAAACACUUGCUAGACAGAUAUCCCCUCCCACCAGGCCAGGAUCCGAUACCGGACGACAUGAAAUCACCACCGAAAUGGCUCCUGCAGUCAGACGGGGCAGCAGAAAUACCAGCAGAGCCUAAUGUACCAGGGAACAAAGAGCCUCAGACAGUGCCUGAUGAGCAGCCCGCAGUACGUCGGUUGGAUCACGACGUGCGGCCACUUCCGGAUACGUUAAAGGCGACGCUCACCAAGAAUAAACGGGUCACGCCGCAGAAGCAUUGGCAGGAUGUACGGCAUAUCGCGUUGACGGUACCAGAAUCGUUAUCGUAUAGUCCCGGGGAUAUGAUUUGUGUUACGCCUAAGAACUUUGAUAACGAUGUCCAGCACUUGAUUGAGAUGAUGGGUUGGGAGGAGCAGGCGGAUAAGCUGGUGACAUUGAUUCCGGGAGAAAGUCUACAAGCGUUGGACGUGCUACCGUCACCACCGAUUGCCAGCCUGGAAAGUUACCCGCAGUUGACCCUGCGCGCACUCAUUACAGACUAUCUGGACGUUCGCGCGAUCCCGCGACGGUCAUUUUUCUCGGCAAUAGCACAUUACACACCAGAUGAGACGCACAAGGAACGACUCCUCGAAUUCAUCGUCCCAGAGUAUCUGGAUGAAUUCUGGGACUACACCACACGACCAAAGCGCAGUAUCCUGGAAGUACUACAGGAAUUCCACUCGGUCAGAGUGCCAUGGCAACAUGCAGUCUCCGUCUUUCCCAUUUUCCGGGGCCGCCAAUUCAGUAUCGCCAGUGGCGGACCAUUAAAACGACUCCCCGAUGGCAGCACAAAAUUCGAACUCCUGAUCGCCAUCGUCAAAUACCAAACAGUAAUCAAGCGAAUUCGCGAAGGCGUCUGCACACGCUACCUCUCCGUCCUCUGCCCCGGCAGCACACUCCGCGUCCAACUCCAACGUGGCGGCCUCCAUUCAUCCGUACCCCAACUCACCGGUCCAACCGUCCUCGUCGGUCCUGGAACAGGCAUCGCCCCCCUCCGCUCCAUGAUCUGGGAGAAAGCCGGCCUCGUGCAAGCCUACCGCCAAAAACACCCAGGCGUACAACCCCCCAUCGGCCCAACAAUCCUGCUCUACGGUGGCCGCAAUCGCACAGCAGACUACUUCUUCGAAGAAGACUGGGAGGAACUAAAAGACGAGAUCGACCUAACGGUGAUUACCGCAUUCUCGCGGGACCAGCGGCACAAGGUCUACGUGCAGGAUCUUGUCCGGGAGGACUUUGGACUAUUCUAUGAUUUGUUGCGGAAUCGGAACGGGUCUGUGUAUAUCUGUGGCUCAUCGGGACGCAUGCCGCAGGCGAUACGGGAGGCGUUGAUUGAAGCAUUUGAGCAUGGGAAGGGCACGGGGGGAUGGGAUCGACAGGCGGCGGAGGAGUAUUUGUUGAGCAUGGAGAGGAGUGGGCGGUAUAAGCAGGAGACGUGGUAA
This is a messenger RNA of Aspergillus glaucus CBS 516.65, 1935 nucleotides long. RefSeq names its product NAPDH-dependent diflavin reductase (gene tah18). Gene Ontology annotation, cellular component: cytosol. Gene Ontology annotation, molecular function: FMN binding; flavin adenine dinucleotide binding; NADPH-hemoprotein reductase activity. The coding region runs from base 1 to 1935 and encodes 644 amino acids. The transcript is spliced from 4 exons. The record is from RefSeq and is a predicted model, not a curated record. NCBI's taxonomy places the organism in Eukaryota, Fungi, Ascomycota, Eurotiomycetes, Eurotiales, Aspergillaceae.